AUGGCUACAUCUGGCUCGCAGGAAAAGAAAAGCAUUCCGCGAUUCGCCAGCUUCAAGCCUCGACCAGCUCCGCCCGAUACCGAUCGGCCUUCCGAGCCCUCCAGUCGCGAGCGAGUCGAGUCUGAGGAGAAAUCUAGGCAUCGGUCAAAACACCGCUCAAAGCGUACCAGCGAACAUAGGGGCCGCUCGCGGUCCAGCGACCGAAGGGGUGAUUGCAGGGACUCCCGCCAUCUGCGGAAGGAGAUCAGUCGUCGCGAUAAGGAGCACGUGCGCAAACCUACGCCUCCGUCGAGUGAUGUUUUGAGGGAUCCGACAGGGGACCUGACAAGGGAUUUAUCAGACAUCUAUGUGAUCGACCGCAAAGGGGACAAAUAUACCCUGGUGUACGGGACGAUACAUCGUUAUAGCGUCCCCCACUAUUACCGCAUUGGCCGAGGUCGUGUACUUGGACUUCCUCCAAACUAUCGAAUCGACCGCGAAACCAUUGGCGAGAAUGAGAUAGUCGUGAGAUCUGAAACAAUACGCACCGACUCCUCGAAAACGAGGUCGAAGAAAUUAUUAUCGAAAUCGGAGAAAUCACGGCCGAGAUUACUGCGAGUCCGACCGACCUCGUUUGCGACUGACCCAAUCGCAGCCUCGAAGGACUUUGUACCGUUGUCUGACUCUCAGCGGAGGCAACACGAUGGAUUCGCUAGCGGGUCAGAUGCGGAGGAUGAGAAAUAUGGGUACCGGUCGAUUCAUGGCAAACUAAAGCCUGAGGAGGGCCUGCCUAACGACCUAGAGCCGUUGACAGAUUCCGAGUUGAGUGGCGAGGAGACUGUUCGACAAGACCCGGAUUGGGAUAUCAAACAGCGAAAUGUAGAACUUUCACGGGUUGUUGGAGAACGCCCUACCGAUGUCGAUGCUUGGCUACGGCUUAUUGACCAUCAAGAGACUGUUCUUAGAGGGUCGUCAAAACAUUCAAGUCUCUUGACCACUGCCGAGCAUAAAGGUUUGGCUGAUAUCAAGGUCUCUUUGUACGAAAAGGCGUUGAAGAAGAUUGGUCAGGGUCCUGGUCGAGAUCGCCUUCUUAUCGGACUUCUGGAGGAAGGAACGAAGCUGUGGGACACAAAAAAGGUAUUGGAGCAGUGGCAGUCCACUCUGAAAGCCAACUCGCAGUAUAUCAACCUCUGGGUGAAAUAUCUCGAUUUCCGCCAGACAGAGUUUCUUAAUUUCACCCAUGGUCAGUGCCUUGCAACGUUCAUCGAAUGCCUACGUCUGAAUAAGAUGUCCCCGGAUGGGCCGGAGAAAGCCUGUGUGCAAAUAUAUCUAUUUCUCCGACUAACGCUUUUCUUACGUGAAGCGGGAUACACGGAGCAAGCAACUGGCCUCUGGCAAGGAAUUCUGGAGCUGGCUUUUUUCCGACCGCAAGGCGUCGAUGUCCACAUGGUUACAGACGAAGUGCUGUCUGCAUUCACGGAUUUCUGGGACUCAGAAGUAGCUCGGAUUGGUGAGCCUGGGGCCAAGGGUUGGAAAAAUAGCAAUGUGGCCUUAUUUGAGCCUAAAACUUUCCAGCCGCAGCACCAUCUCAACUCAAAGUCCAUGUUUGCAUCAUGGACAGCCUGUGAAAGAGAACGUAUGCUCAUUGCUCAACUCCCGGCCCGAAGCUUGGAUGAGCCAGAAGAUGAUCCAUACCGCGUGGUCCUUGCCAGUGACCUCUUAGAAAUUCUCUCUCUCGCAUCGUUACCUGAUUCGAUAUCUGAGCUCAUUGAGGGUUUUAUAUAUUUCUCUCAUCUUCCGCCUAUAAUAACCGUCAACAACUAUAGGACAACCGGUUGUUGGAUGGGUGACAGCUUUCUGCGAAACGAGUUAUCAGCUGCCUCGAUCGCGAACCUCGAUGACUGGCUUCCAACGACAACUAAGGGAGAAUCCGGCAUCUCGCCAACAAUCUUUCCUCAUCAAUAUUUUAUCCACGAUUAUGACACCUAUUUUGCAGAUCCGGAGAAUUGGUUCUCUUCUUUCAAUGCUUGGCUCAAGGCUACCUCUGACCCAGCAUGCAGUGUUGUUCGUGACUGGACUCGAAGAACUCUGAGGCUGUUGGUUGAUGCAUACUCGUCGGAUGAGCUAUUGGCUGAGUACACUGUCGCAGUCGAAUUCGCCUGCAAUUCCAAAGAAGCCAAAAGGUAUGCAAAGUCACUACUCAAAAAGAGGCCUUCAAGCCUCCGACUGUAUAACGCAUAUGCAAUUAUGGAGCGUCGAGAUGGCAACCACGCAGCUGCUGAUCAUGUUUGGGCCACGGCUAUCUCUAUGAGUAAAUCGUUUCCAAGCCAACAACGAGUUGACAGCGUUAUUCUGUGGCAUACCUGGAUAUGGGAACUUUUGGAGGCUCGAAAUAUAGCCCACGCCGCCCAUCUCUUGGUUUCCAUGCCGCAGAGCAACAUCGAUCUUAAAACAUUUCCCGAUGCGUCUCAGCAAUCAUCGUUUAGCCCUGCUAAUCAGCUGAAGCUACGUAACUAUCUAUCGGAGAUCCAAGAAAGCGCUAUUGCAGACCGAAAACCGAGCAUUAUCAAAGCCUGUACCGACAGUCAGGCUAUCUUAACGUACCUCAUUGACGCACAAGACGUCAACAAGGCCCUUGAUGCAUACAGCGCCACGAUCAACAGACUUUCCGCUCUCCCGAAUCCAGACUCAGGCCCCACGCAGACCUUCAUAUCAUAUGCAACCGAACUCCUGCACCAAGCUCGCGCAAAACUCCUCUACUACCACCUCCGCACAAGCACCCUCUACAAACCAUCCGCGAUCCGCUCAAUAUUAAACGAAAGCAUCGCGUCUUUCCCUCAAAACACAAUAACGCUCUCUCUCUUUGCUUGGAACGAAUCUCGCUUCCGCAUUGAGGAGCGUGUCCGCGAGAUUAUGCGAGACAUCACUACCACAACCACCACAACAUCAUCCCAAUCCAUCAACAAUAUUAACGCAAUCCCAAUAACAUCACAUCUUUUCUCCAUCUACACAGAAUUAAACCGCCCAACAUACGCUGGUUCGACACUGCACUCUGUUCGCGCUGCGUUCGAGAAGGCUGUCGGAGACCAGAAUUCAUCACCUUCAUCCCGUACAUCCACAGGCCGCGGUAGCAUAAGCCUCUGGAAACUCUAUAUCCUUUUCGAACUCUCUCGCAGUGAGCUAAUCCGCGCAAAGAGUGUCUUCUACCGCGCCAUGCGCGCGUGCCCCUGGUCCAAAGAUAUCCUCAUGCUCGCGUUCAGCCAGCUGCGCGAAGACACUGCCACCAGAGAAGGUGAAAGCGGCAAAGGGAUGAGCUUCCACGAACUGCGCCACGUAUAUAACGUUCUUGUUGAGAAGGAACUGAGGAUUCAUAUUGACAUUGAGCGGGAACUGGAUGAGAUGGCUGUGAAGAUGGAGAAAGAGCGAGGUGCGGAGUUCGGUAUGCCUAUAUCCAUGCCAGACGAUGCUGCGAGUGGGGAUGAAAAUGAGGCGGUGCAGAUGUAAUGUCGUAUAAUGUAGCAGUACUUAAGCAAUGCUCAUUACGAGAUCUAGUCUGUGAAAGAUGG
This is a messenger RNA of Aspergillus nidulans FGSC A4, 3545 nucleotides long. RefSeq lists its product as uncharacterized. Bases 1 to 3483 code for a protein of 1160 amino acids. The transcript has 3 exons. Lineage: Eukaryota; Fungi; Ascomycota; Eurotiomycetes; Eurotiales; Aspergillaceae. The record is from RefSeq and is a predicted model, not a curated record. Gene Ontology annotation, cellular component: nucleus.